AGAAAAACGGCGGUGCUCCAACCGAACGGAGAAAACGACACAGCCCGACAGCAGUACCUUGAAGCAAGUCCUGGCCCUCUUCAGCAUGCCUUCAUUUUACGUUGUCCUUGGAGCCACCCUUGUUGGAGACUACACGGGCGUCGAGUUCCGGUCAACAAUCGUGGAUUACGGGAUCGACAAAGGCCUAGAGCUUGACAGGGCGACACAUUUGGUGACGUUUUCUUCAAUAGGCCAACUUGUGGGCCGCAUCGUGGUUCCGCUGCUAGCGGACUGUUUGCCUUCAACCCGCCGACCUCUGUACGCGUUUAGCUUUGUGGUAUUUGGUGUGUGCAUGGUGACAAUUCCACAAGUGACUUUUAUGUUGCCGGUGGCAGCGUUAGCAACACUGGUGGGAAUUUCUCAAGGUUACAUCUUCUGCAUCCGGUACGUGCUUCUGGCGGAUUACCUGGGAGUGGAGAGGACGGCGGCCUCCAGUGGGAUCAUUGGCGUGGGCAUGGUGCCUCUGUCGUUGGUCAGCCCAGUGAUCAUAGGGCAAUUUCGGGAUGCAACAGGAUCGUACGACAACUACUACCGGCUGCUGGGCGGUCUAAACAUCGUUGCCGCUAUUCUCUUCGGUGUAUACGAUUUUUACCAGACGAAGAUAGCAAGAGACGUUCGCUCUCCGAGUGCAUUGACCCAGGCAUAG
Dermacentor silvarum is the source of this 685-nucleotide messenger RNA. RefSeq lists its product as uncharacterized. The record is from RefSeq and is a predicted model, not a curated record. The transcript is spliced from 3 exons. The coding region runs from base 86 to 685 and encodes 199 amino acids. NCBI's taxonomy places the organism in Eukaryota, Metazoa, Arthropoda, Arachnida, Ixodida, Ixodidae. Gene Ontology annotation, biological process: transmembrane transport. Gene Ontology annotation, molecular function: transmembrane transporter activity.